Molecule: messenger RNA, 675 nt
Organism: Grus americana (Whooping crane)
Lineage: Eukaryota; Metazoa; Chordata; Aves; Gruiformes; Gruidae
Gene: DNAJB8
Product: DnaJ heat shock protein family (Hsp40) member B8
Exons: 1
Coding region: 1-675 (224 amino acids)
Biological process (GO): positive regulation of proteasomal ubiquitin-dependent protein catabolic process; protein refolding
Cellular component (GO): endoplasmic reticulum membrane; cytosol
Molecular function (GO): ATPase activator activity; Hsp70 protein binding
Source: RefSeq, a predicted model, not a curated record
AUGGUGGAUUAUUACAAAGUCCUUGGACUGCAAAAAAGUGCCUCACAGGAUGAUGUUAAGAAAUCCUACCACAAACUGGCACUAAAAUGGCAUCCUGAUAAGAAUCCCAGCAACAAGGAGGAAGCUGAAAAGAAAUUCAAAGUAGUCGCUGAGGCAUACGAGGUUUUGUCUGACCCUCAGAAGCGAUCGCUCUAUGACAGGUCUGUUAAGGAGAGCAGAUCCCGCAGAGGAAGAAGUGCCAUGGGGGCUCAGAACAGCUCCUUUGAUUCCCCUUACAUAUUCCAUGACCUCGAGGAGAUUUUUAGGGAAGUCUAUGGAGGGAUGGAUCCCUUUGUACAUGCUUUCUGGGACCCCUUCGACAACAUCAGAAACAACGGUGAAAACUGGCACAGGAGAAGUGGAAGAGGAAGAAACUCCAGACUGUUUUCUGACUUUAUGGAGUCAUUUAUGCCAUGGAAUUCAUUCAGCCCCAGUGAGCAGCCCACCUUCUCCUUUGCUGAGGACGCAGCUGGGCCACACAGUGUCAGAUCAGUGUUAACCACUACUGAAGUGAUCAAUGGCAAGAGGAUUACCACCCGGAAAAUCAUUGAGAACGGGCAGGAGAGAAUAGAAGUGGAAGAAGAUGGCCAGCUGAGGUCUGUGACAAUAAAUGGGAGACAACACCUGAAAUUAUAA